AAGUAUCCCGGUCUGCGGGUGGGGGUUCGCAGCACAGCUCCUGUCGCGGUCGCGGCUUCCGCUGCUAGGUGGAGGGAAGAAAGGAGGGAGCCAGGGAGCGGGGCCGGGGGAGCAGCGGUGCAGAAAUCGGCUGUGGGAGUCUGAGUGAGAAGAACGAGAGCCGAGCGGAACCUGCGGGGGCGGAGGCGGCGGUCGUAGCGGCGGAGCUGGGAGCAGGAACAGGAUCAGGUCCUCCAUACUAGGGACCAGGCCAAAACUGGACUGCCGCUGCCCCCAUUUGGGCCCUACUGUCCUCAGAAAGCAGCUGCUGUGAUCAUGGGGAAUAUCUUUGGAAACCUUCUCAAGAGCCUGAUUGGGAAGAAGGAGAUGCGCAUCUUGAUGGUGGGUCUGGAUGCCGCAGGAAAGACCACCAUCCUGUAUAAGCUGAAACUGGGGGAGAUCGUCACCACCAUCCCCACCAUUGGGUUCAACGUGGAGACAGUAGAAUACAAGAACAUCAGUUUCACAGUUUGGGAUGUGGGUGGCCAGGACAAGAUUCGGCCUCUUUGGAGACACUACUUCCAGAACACCCAAGGGUUGAUAUUUGUGGUCGACAGCAACGAUCGGGAGCGAGUGAAUGAGGCCCGGGAGGAGCUGAUGCGGAUGCUGGCGGAGGAUGAGUUGCGGGAUGCAGUGCUCCUUGUCUUUGCCAACAAACAGGAUUUGCCUAAUGCUAUGAACGCUGCCGAGAUCACAGACAAGUUGGGCCUGCAUUCUCUGCGUCACCGCAACUGGUACAUUCAGGCCACCUGUGCCACCAGUGGGGAUGGGCUGUACGAAGGCCUGGACUGGCUGGCCAAUCAGCUCAAAAACAAGAAGUGAGCCAGGCAGCCCUAUCUGACCACCCCACCCACCCCAACACACCUGUUGUCUGCCUGCCCCAGCCCUACCCUUUCCUUCCCAUUGCCAUUGAGGCCAAGGCCCUGGGUAUCAUGUCCGCAUGCCCAACAAGAGCCUUGCCUCCCCUGCCUCCCCCACUCCCCAUGCCCAUGACCAGUCCUCAGUUGCUGUCUUGAUGAUGAAUCAUUCCAAUUUACUGGAUUUAAAACAAAAACAAGAUUGUUAUGGUUUCAUGGGGUGCCCCUCCCCCCCAUCCUCUGGGGUUUGGGAGGUGGGGUGGGGUAUUUUCUCUCUGUUUGCUUGGUUUGGCUCUGGUUGCUGUGCUCUUGGCAUCUGAGUCCUUUCCCUCUCCCCACAAGCCCCACUCGUACCGCUUGCCUUCCUUUCCUUUGCCACUCUCUCUCUGUUCUACCUGGAAAUUGCACGGGCCUCUCUGUGUGUGCGUGCAUGUGUGCGCGUGUAUAUACAUGUAUAGAGAGAUGUAUAUGUGGGGGCCAGGGAGAAGGGGGAGUGCAGCUCAGGGCUUGGAGCCAGGACACUGCCCACUGUAGCCUAUCAUCUGCCCUUCCCAUGUGGGUGAGAUAAAGGGAAGAAGGUGGAGGGAAGGCUGUCGCAAUUUUGCACUGGUUUCUCCUUUCUCUGCAGGUAGGUUUUCCUGGAUGAUAGGACAGAUGAUGGAUUUUCCACUUCCAUCUUCCUUGUACCCUUCUCUUUAGCCAGCAUAGGACAGGGGGUGACAUUUAUCUGUAGAUGACUGUUUGCAAGGAGAUGUCAUUCUGCCCUGCCUUGUUAGUGGGAAGAAGAGAGGAACCCCACUCAGUCUUAUCAGCCCAGAGUGUUUAGCUGAUCCUUCCUUCAUCCUUAGAUCUGUUCCUCAGGAGCUUGAAGAGAUGGUAGCAAGAUCAUGGGGUGUGUUUUGGGACCCCUAGGGCACUGGGGGGAGGGCCUCAGGUUUUCCAUCUUCAUCCUCUUUUGUUUUUAGGAGUUGAUGAAGCAUGGCUCCUGUUCCUGCUUUCCUCCGCACCCUGCCCUUUAUCUUCUGAUGUUGGGGGCUGGGUGGUUCAUCUGUCCUUUGUCAGAAGUUCCCUCACCCUAGUAGUCCUGCUGGCCUGAGCAGGGCUGGGUGGGUAGUUUAAUGAGGAGCAGGGGAGUGGGGGGGACAUAGCAGAAUUCAAUAUCAAUCCCCCUAUUCUCCCGUUUUCUCUUUCUCUAGUCCAGGAUGUGUUGAAAGAUGAAAAUUUCCUGUUCCGUUUCCAGACCUUCAGACUGUCCUGCUGUCCUUUCCCUCUCCAUCCCAACAACUUGCCCUUGCCUUCUUCCCCGUUCCCUCAAAUGGAUCUGGGGUUGGAGUGGAGGAAACAACUGUGAAGCAGUCGUUGGUGCUGGUGGGAUGUAGUUGUUCAGGAGCUGCUGCUACUGCGUCUCUCUCUACAGGGGGUGCUUGUCCCUGAGGUUCUGGCCUGGGUCCUGACUACUGCGGUUUUUGAGAAGCCGUGGCUUUUCUGUGGGCUCCUGUGUGUGCUGGCUGUGCCCUGAGCUCCAAGACGGCUGCCCGUAACCUUUCUGCUAAGGUCAGGGCCUAGGGUCCCCCACAGCAUGGCUGAGGGACCUCUUCACGCAGGGGUCCAGGCUCCUGCCACCUUUGUCCACAGCAGUCAGAUCAGUACCCCCCACCCCAGAUGGAACUGUGAAAGGAAGGUUCCAGGGGUGUCUCCCUCAGUGCCAGUCUCUUAGUGAUCUGUUACCCAAGAUGCAGUGGGUGUGUGCAGGCCACAGUGCUUUCUAGGAGUGUGUGUGUGUGUGUGAGAGUGAAUGUGAGUGUGUGUUUGUGGGUGUGGUGGCAGGGGCGGGGGGUGCUGGGGCUUCUAUUUUGUUUUAACUUCUGUUCACUCCCCUGACCCCGCAGAUACUUCCCUCCAUACUUUCUUUUGCCCUUGUCUGUUUCCUCAGAUUUUCUUUGCCCCUGCUCCUCUUGUGGCUUCCUCCCUGAAUGCUUUCCUUUGCCUUCUCAACUCAGUCACAGCUGCUGCCUGUUUGUCUUCCCUUUUUCCUUGUUUCUUUCCUACUUUGGUUCCCCACUUUAUGUCUUUGUGGUUGGUGAGGACUUCGCAUCUUCUGCCUCACUUGCUCUCUGAAUCUCCCUAGUUAGAUGCCAGUCCCCAAUAGGGCUUCCUCAUUUUAGGCCCACCCCGUAACUUGUGGUUUGGGGUUCCAGGGACCAGUAGUGCCCAGGGUGUUAGGAAGCAGCCCUGGAGGUUGCCUUGGUGCAGCUUGAGGCUCUGUCCAGCGGGGGGCAGUAAGUGAUUUUGGUAGUAUCCCUGGCUGUUAGGGCCUUGGCAGGGGCGGGCCUUUCCACAUUCCCAUUCACCUAAAAGCUCUUUUGGGAUUGGGUGUUUCGUUCCACUUCUGCCCACUCCAUCCCUGACUCUCCUCUAGUGGAUUUGAUUUUGUGCUUUCCUUUGUUCCAGCCUUUUUUCUCCCUGGGGAUCCCCCCCUUCCCCUCUACCUCCAAGUUUGUUAGCAGUGUUAUAGUGGUAAUUGCAGUUCUGAACCGGUUUUUCUCUUCUUUUUUCCUCCUCUGGAAUGUAGACUGUGUAUACGUUUAAUAACUCACCUUCUCUUUCCUUGCUCAAAAUGUGGGAUACGCGAUGACUGUGACCCUGGUUGGAAAUUAAACUUGUUUUAUGCA
Manis pentadactyla (Chinese pangolin) is the source of this 3568-nucleotide messenger RNA. RefSeq names its product ADP ribosylation factor 3 (gene ARF3). Gene Ontology annotation, biological process: intracellular protein transport; vesicle-mediated transport. Lineage: Eukaryota; Metazoa; Chordata; Mammalia; Pholidota; Manidae. Gene Ontology annotation, molecular function: GTPase activity; GTP binding. Gene Ontology annotation, cellular component: plasma membrane; cytoplasm. The transcript is spliced from 5 exons. The record is from RefSeq and is a predicted model, not a curated record. Bases 316 to 861 code for a protein of 181 amino acids.